Camelus dromedarius (Arabian camel) is the source of this 2690-nucleotide messenger RNA. Its product is annotated as alpha-fetoprotein. The transcript is spliced from 14 exons. Bases 1 to 1842 code for a protein of 613 amino acids. Gene Ontology annotation, cellular component: cytoplasm; blood microparticle. NCBI's taxonomy places the organism in Eukaryota, Metazoa, Chordata, Mammalia, Artiodactyla, Camelidae. Gene Ontology annotation, biological process: transport. The record is from RefSeq and is a predicted model, not a curated record.
AUGAAGACUGUUAGAUCCAUCUCUCUUCUUGUUUUCUUCAGCUACAUUAACUGUCAGACUCUUCAGAGAAGUUUGCUAGAUGCAGCCAUGCAGCACACUAAUAACCAGGAUUAUCUAGAGAAGAACUUAAGAGAUGUCACUAGUAUUAUGGUCACACAGUUUCUCCAGAAAUUGACUUAUGAAGAAGUACAAACGAGUGUUAAAGAGCUGCUAGACCUUGCAGAGAAGUGCAAGAGCCUCCAGCCACAUGAAUCACCUUCAGAAUGUUGUCACCAACUGAUGACCACCUUCCUAGAGCAUAUUUGCAAUAACCAAGGAAUAGCUGACAAACAUGUAUUUUCUGACUGUUGCAAUACAAAUAACACGGCAAGACACAAGUGCUUCCUAUUACACAAAAGGGAUGAUGCCGGUUACAGUGAUAUAUUCCAAAUUCCAAAUUUUGAGCAGAUCUGUGAGAUGCACAAAGAGAAUCAAGUGUCAGUGAAAGAGAGGUACAUGUAUGAAACGUCUAGAAAGCACCCAUUCUUGUACGGCCCCACUAUUCUGACCAUGUCAGCUUGCUAUGAAACAGCUAUUCAGUCAUGUUGCCAAGAAGGAAAUAAGACCGAAUGCUUCCAGAGAAAGCUAGAACCCAUCAGAAAGUACAUUAGAGAAAUAUCUUUGAGGCAUCACCACUUAUGUGAAAUUGGGAUUAAAUUCAACCACAAGGUAGCAAAAGCGGUGGAACUGGUUCUGUUGACUAAAAAACAACCGAAAGCUAACUUUUCUGAAAUUGCCAAACUGGCCACGGAUAUUAAAAAUCUGCAUCAGACCUGUUGUGAAGGAAAUGCAGCAGCAUGUGUGUUUGGCAGGAGCCAGCUCAUGAACUAUAUCUGCUCACAACAGGCCAUCCUAUCCAGCAAGUUCACUCCAUGCUGUGAACUGCCAGAGCCAUUCCGAGGGGAAUGCGUUAUCACCUCGGAAAACGAUGACAAACCUGAUCUCUCAUCCCUGCCACUCAGCAGGUUUACAGAAGACCAGUUUGUGUGCAAACAAUUCACAGACAAGCAAGAUGACUUCCUACAAGAGUUUCUUUAUGAAUAUUCAAGAAGACAUCCAGAGUUGGCAGUUCCAGUGAUUUUAAGGGUGGAUACAGUAUAUCAAAACUUACUGGGAAAAUGCUGUAAAUUAGAAAAUCCGCUGGAAUGCUAUAGCCAUGGGGAAGAGAUGUUCCAAAGAGUGGUUUGUGAAAGCCAUGAACGUGUGAAAAAUCAGUGUGAUUUACAUGGGAAAUUAGGAGACAGUAACUUCCAUGACAGGCUCAUAGUCCUUUAUACUAAGAAAGCCCCACAACUAUCUGCUCAAGAGUUGGUUGUAUUCACGAAGAACAUGGCAGCUGCUGCCACCAAGUGUUGCCCAUUGAACGAUGAGCAACAGUUUGUUUGCCUGGAGGACUCGGCAAAGCUAAUUCUUGGAGCUUUAUGCAGAAGACAUGAGGCAGAGCCUAUCAAUGCUGGUGUGGGUGACUGUUGUGAUGACUCAUAUGCCUUCAGGAAGCCUUGCUUUGAUGAUCUGCAAGUCGAUGGAACUUACAUUUCUCCACCUUUAUCCUGUGACCAAGUCCUCAACCUUAAAGAAGACUUGUGCAAAGCUCAGGAGGAGGAAUUACAAACUGAAAAGCAAAAGCUCCUCAGCAACCUUGUGAAGCAGAAACUACGUGCAGCAGAGAUGCAGUUCCAGCCAAUUCUUGUGGAUUUCGCUCACCUGGUGGAGAUGUGCUGCCAAGCAGAGAAAAGUGAAAUGUGUUUCCAAGAAGAGGGGUCCAAACUGAUUGAAAAGUGCUGGUCUCUUUUGGGAGGCUAAAUGAUACCAGAAAAUGUCCAUGUAGGAUCUUUGCUGAGAACUGCAUUUUGUUUCUCAUGACUAAUGAAAUGCACAUCUAGUAUUCAAAAGAAGAAUCAACAACAUCAUUUUUCAUCUGUUCCCCUGUGUUACUCAAGAGCACUAGCUACUCUGCACUAAAUAUCUCCUUUCCUACUCGGCAGAGAAAUCUUCUUAUUGUAACACUCAUUCAAUCCAUUUUCAUCCCUCCUUUCUCCCCAUAAGCUUUCUACUUCUCAAAAGCAACAACAGAAAUAUGAAAUCAAGGGGCCUCUCAAAACCCUCAGGUGGAUAUAAUGGGCUGCCACAUUGACCUGGGACCUGGCUGCUGGAUUUCCAGAGUGAAAAGACCCAAAGUGCCACUUAGGGUUUCUAUCUAUACCACUACUGAAAAUGAUUAUUGAUGAACUGAAUGUGUUUUAUAAUAAAGUUACCAAAGGGGCAAGGGGGUGGGGGAGGGAUAAAUCAGGUGUUUGGGAUUAGCAGAUAGAUAUACACUACUAUAAAAUAAACAACAAGGACCUACUGUAUACCACAGGGAACUAUAUUCAAUAUCCUGUAAUAAAUCAUAAUGGAAAAGAAUGUGGAAAAAAAUAUAUAAAUAAUAAGUUUACUUUCAUAACUCUAUUCCCGUUCAUCUGUACCCUAAAUAUGUGAUGCUGACAUUGUCAUCAAGAGGCUCUAAUAUGUGUAUAAGUUGAGCUUUCGGUAAUGAUUUGCCAUAGGAGUCUUUUCCCUGGAAACCCUGGCAUAAAUAACAUAAAGGACUUACUUGGAUUUAUUUUUCCAGAUUUGUGUGUGUGUGUGUGUGUGUGUGUGUGUGUGUGUGU